This is a messenger RNA of Zea mays, 459 nucleotides long. RefSeq lists its product as uncharacterized. The record is from RefSeq and is a predicted model, not a curated record. Bases 100 to 459 code for a protein of 119 amino acids. NCBI's taxonomy places the organism in Eukaryota, Viridiplantae, Streptophyta, Magnoliopsida, Poales, Poaceae. The transcript has 2 exons.
AAGGAGUAUGUUAUUUGACCUUAUUUAUAGCUAUGCCCGAGGCGUGUGGCUCGGCGGAGGUGGGGAGCAGGGAGGAGAAGGGGAGGUGGGUGGGGUGCGAUGUCGGUGCGAAUCAAGGCGGUAGUAGACCGGUUCGUGAAGGAGCUGCAGGAGGCGCUGGACACGAACAUCCAGGAUCGCAUCAUGAAGGAGCGCGAGAUGCAGAGUUACAUUGAAGAGUGCGAGCGCGAGGUCGCCGAGCAAGAGGUCGCAUGGAAGGCCGAACUCUCCCGCCGCGAGUUGUCUAACACUGAGAUUGCACGACAAGAAGCCAGGCUGAAGAUGGAAAAGGAGAAUUUGGAGAAGGAAAAGAGCGUUCUCAUGGGAACAGCCUCCAACCAAGACAACCAAGAUGGAGCCCUUGAGAUCACCAUCAGUGGUGAGAAGUAUAGGUGCCUCCGUUUUUCCAAGGCGAAGUAA